CAGGAGCCAAUCAUGAUGCAGUUGGGGGGUCCCGCCUGUAAACUGGGUGGGAAAUCCUCGUAACGCGAAAACAACGUGGCGCAGAUUGAUGACGCCAAAGCGCUCCUCAUCUGCUGUAAAAACAAUUAAACGACGCUGUGCGGGAGAUCAGCCAUCGGCACAGCCAUGAAUUGGAACAAAGGCGGUCCGGGUGUAAAGCGAGGCUUCGGCUUUGGGGGCUUUUCCCUCGCCAGCGGGAAGAAGGAGGAAGCCCCACUUCCCCAGAAAUCUCACGGGUCGUUCAGGCCGUCGGGAUCAAGCGUCGGCGGCAAUUAUGGGAAGAGCCAACUGCCGUCAUUCUACAAAAUCGGUACCAAAAGAGGAAACUUCGAUGAGGAGAAUGCAUACUUUGAGGACGACGAGGAGGAGUCCAGCAGCAACGUGGACCUGCCGUACAUCCCUGCGGAGAACUCACCCACGCGGCUGCAGAUGAAGUCCGGUGGUGGCUCGGACAGCGACGACGAUCCCCUCGAUGCCUUUAUGGCCGAGGUUGAGAACCAAGCGGCAAAGGACAUUAAGAAAAUCGAGGAAAAGUCUGCAAAGGGUGUUCGCGAUGACAUUGAAGAAGAAGAUGAACAAGAGGCCUACUUCCGCUAUAUGGCCGAGAACCCCACCGCCGGCCUGACGCAGGAGGAGGAGGAGGAGAAUGUGGACUAUGACAGCGACGGCAACCCCAUUGCCCCUGUCACCAAGAAAAUCAUCAUGCCCCUGCCUCCUAUCGACCACUCGGAGAUUGAUUACCCGCCUUUUGAGAAAAACUUCUACAAUGAGCACGAGGAGCUCAGCAGCUUGACCGGAACUCAGGUGGUCGAACUACGGCAAAAGCUCAACUUGCGAGUAUCUGGCGCUGCUCCUCCUAAACCGUGUACUAGCUUCGCCCACUUCAGCUUUGACGAGCAGCUGAUGCAUCAGAUCCGCAAGUCCGAGUACACUCAGCCCACUCCCAUCCAAUGCCAGGGCGUGCCCAUCGCUCUGUCGGGCCGAGACAUGAUCGGCAUCGCGAAAACUGGCAGCGGCAAAACAGCGGCGUUUAUCUGGCCCAUGCUGGUCCAUAUUAUGGACCAGAAGGAGCUGGAGCCCGGGGAUGGGCCCAUUGGUGUUAUCGUGUGUCCUACCAGGGAGCUCUGUCAGCAGAUCCACGCUGAAUGCAAGCGCUUUGGCAAAGCGUACUCUCUGCGCUCGGUGGCAGUCUACGGAGGAGGCAGCAUGUGGGAGCAAGCCAAAGCUCUGCAGGAAGGUGCAGAGAUUGUGGUGUGCACCCCGGGUCGUUUGAUCGACCACGUUAAAAAGAAGGCCACGUCCCUGCAGAGAGUAUCCUACCUUGUGUUUGAUGAAGCAGACCACAUGUUUGAUAUGGGCUUCGAGUAUCAAGUUCGAUCCAUCGCCAGCCACGUGCGUCCAGACAGACAGACGCUCCUGUUCAGCGCCACGUUCCGGAAGAAGAUCGAGAGGCUGGCCAGGGACAUUUUGAUGGAUCCCAUCCGAGUGGUGCAGGGAGACAUUGGAGAGGCCAACGAGGACGUGACGCAGGUGGUGGAGAUGCUGCCGAGCGGCACGGACAAAUGGAGCUGGCUGACACGGCGCCUGGUGGAGUUCACGUCGAGCGGCUCGGUGCUGAUCUUCGUCACGAAGAAGGCCAAUUCGGACGAGCUGGCCACAAACCUGAUGCAGGAGGGCUACAGCCUGGGCCUGCUCCACGGCGAUAUGGACCAGAGCGAGAGGAACAAGGUCAUCAGUGACUUCAAGAAGAAGAAUCUACCCGUCCUGGUGGCCACUGAUGUCGCCGCCCGCGGUCUGGACAUUCCAUCCAUCCGCACAGUGGUCAACUACGACGUGGCGCGGGACAUCGACACCCACACGCACCGCAUUGGCCGGACGGGUCGAGCUGGCGAGAAGGGCGUGGCCUACACCCUGCUGACCAGUAAGGACGCCAUCUUCGCUGGGGACCUGGUGCGCAAUCUGGAGGGCGCCAAUCAGAGCGUCUCCAAAGAAUUGAUGGACUUGGCCCUACAGAAUCCAUGGUUUCGAAAGUCCAGAUUCAAAGGUGGUAAAGGAAAGAAGCUGAACAUCGGUGGAGGAGGACUUGGUUACAGAGAGAGGCCAGGAUUGGGUGCAGAUACGUCUGAUCGCAGCACCAGCAGCGUGUUGUCUUCCUUGAGCGGCUACGAGGGUUUUAGCAAGCCCAGCAGCGGGGCCAUGGGAGACCGCAUCUCUGCGAUGAGACAAGCCUUCCAGGCUCAAUAUAAGAGUCACUUUGUGGCGGCGUCUGGCAACCCACCCAAGCUCAGCACAAAAUCCAACAGCUCAUCCGGCUGGACCAGCGCCGGCAGCUUAAGCUCGGUGCCCACCGAGUCACCCAACAGCGCCGAGCGGGCCCAGGCAGGCGCCGAGCGCGCCCAGGCCGUCGCCGCCUCUUUCGCCAUUCCGGGCUUCACCAGCGCCGGCUCUCUGAGCACCGUCCCUGCCGCGCAGAGCGGCGUCCCGACGCCCUCGCGGGAACGCGGCGAUCGCGAUCGUGAAAAGGAGCGCAGCAGCCGCCACAGUGACAGCCGUAACGGAGAUGAAAGCAGGCGGGAUAGAGAGGACAGGAGGAGCGAGAGGGACAGAGGAGAUGAUAGCUUCGCCGUACCCGAGCCGCCCAAACGUAGAAAGAGCAGGUGGGACAACUAACGGUUAAGACGUCCCAAACAAAUGCAGUCACUGUCCAAUCCCCUUCGAGCCCGCUUUGUCCACAGCGUCAAGCAAUAGUGCGGAACUUCAGGCCUAACAUUUAAGGGUGGGAGGGGGGUAUAAGUAAUGGUCACAAUAUACACCUCUGGGAGUGAAAAAAUAAUAAUAAUAAUAAUAAAAUUGUUUUGUCCAGUCCAUUUUCUGCAAAUAUUUGCUCAAAUUCACAAUAUCGCUGUUUGGAAUUUGGAUGGUCGGUUGUGAGUAAUUCAUAGAAUUAAACUAAAAAUAUUCAUAAACCUUUUUAAUAGCCAAAUUAGACUCCUAUUUGUGGCCACAAAUGGGUACAACAUGCCCAGAAAAUACAAAUUAUUAUUAUUGUUUGACAAUAGGGUAAGGAUGAGGAUGAAACGUCAUCUUCCUGUCCCCCCAUAACGCCCCCAUCCUAUUUUAGGGUCCCUCCGCACAGUACACUUUCUAAAGUUCGUGUUGCCCUUCACAGUGCUUACAAACUGGACUGAUGUUUUCUUCAUUUCUUGUUAAAACAAAGCUGUUAUUAAUAUCCAUAAAGCGCUCUGUGGUGAUAUCGAACACGCCGUUUCUUUUUCUCGUAUUUGAGUCGUAGUGAAGAAGUGCCUUCCCCCGGCAUGAGUCUCUUCUGUAUGGUUAUCAGUCGUUUUUUGUGUUCAUUCAUGCAAGAAAAUGUGAUGUUUUGAUUAUUAAAGUCUUUUGAAAGCA
Syngnathoides biaculeatus (alligator pipefish) is the source of this 3444-nucleotide messenger RNA. RefSeq names its product DEAD (Asp-Glu-Ala-Asp) box helicase 42 (gene ddx42). The record is from RefSeq and is a predicted model, not a curated record. The coding region runs from base 166 to 2709 and encodes 847 amino acids. Gene Ontology annotation, molecular function: nucleic acid binding; ATP binding; RNA helicase activity. The transcript has 18 exons. Lineage: Eukaryota; Metazoa; Chordata; Actinopteri; Syngnathiformes; Syngnathidae.